AUGCGGGAAACAAACGACAAUCGAGAGGAUGAAGCCAGCUCCUCAACAAGCCUGGAUGAUAAAGUCAGCUCCACAAAGAGCCUGGAGGAUGAAGCCAGCUCUUCAACCAGACUGCAGGAUGAAGCCAGCACUACACCCAGACUCGUAGAUGAAGCCAGCUCCUCAACCAGCCUGGAGGAUGAAGCCAGCUCCUCAACCAGACUGCAGGAUGAAGCCAGCACUACACCCAGACUCGUAGAUGAAGCCAGCUCAUCAACCUGCCUGGAGGAUGAAGCCAGCUCCUCAACCAGCCUGGAGGAUGAAGCCAGCUCCUCAACAAGCCUGGAUGAUAAAGUCAGCUCCACAAAGAGCCUGGAGGAUGAAGCCAGUUCCUCAACCAGACUGCAGGAUGAAGCCAGCACUACACCCAGACUCGUAGAUGAAGCCAGCUCCUCAACCAGCCUGGAGGAUGAAGCCAGCUCCUCAACCAGCCUGAAGGAUGAAGCCAGCUCCUCAACCAGCCUGAAGGAUGAAGCCAGCUCCUCAACCAGCCUGGAGGAUGAAGCCAGCUCCUCAACCAGCCUGGAGGAUGAAGCCAGCUCCUCAACCAGCCUGAAGGAUGAAGCCAGCUCCUCAACCAGCCUGGAGGAUGAAGCCAGCUCCUCAACCAGCCUGAAGGAUGAAGCCAGCUCCUCAACCAGCCUGAAGGAUGAAGCCAGCUCCUCGACCAGCCUGGAGGAUGAAGCCAGCUCCUCAACCAACCUAGAGUAUGAAGCCAACUCCUCGACCAAGAACCAUUCCACCUUCAUCAGCGCCGCCGUCAGUCACAUCCAGGAUGGAACUAUUGGGCAAGAAGAGGGAGUCCAACCUUCUGGAGUCGGCCUCCACUUCGAGAGCCACCACAUCCUUCCUCAUAGACGACAUUCUAUUCCACAGACCAAAG
Molecule: messenger RNA, 922 nt
Organism: Procambarus clarkii (red swamp crayfish)
Lineage: Eukaryota; Metazoa; Arthropoda; Malacostraca; Decapoda; Cambaridae
Source: RefSeq, a predicted model, not a curated record